This is a messenger RNA of Prunus armeniaca (apricot), 522 nucleotides long. The record is from the annotation of a GenBank genome assembly. NCBI's taxonomy places the organism in Eukaryota, Viridiplantae, Streptophyta, Magnoliopsida, Rosales, Rosaceae.
AUGCAGAGCCUGCAAGCCAAGGCCGCCGAGUGGAGCGGAGUUGACUCGGCGGACGCGUUCGCCAUCGACGAGUCGAACCUGUUUGAGAAACUAGGGCUCCAGGCCUUCGUCAACCUCUCAACCAAUUUCUACAGCAGGGUUUACGACGACGAACAAGAAUGGUUUCGAUCAAUUUUCGCCAGUUCCAAGAAGGAAGACGCAAUCCAAAACCAGUACGAGUUUUUCGUGCAGAGAAUGGGAGGCCCAAAUCUCUACUCUCAGAGAAGAGGCCAUCCGGCUCUGAUUGCACGUCACCGUCCAUUUCCCGUCACGCACGAAGCGGCAGAGAGGUGGCUGCAUCAUAUGCAGCAAGCACUGGACACCAGUUCGGACAUUGAUGCCGAGUCCAAGCUCAAAAUGAUGAACUUUUUUAGGCACACUGCGUUCUUCCUUGUGGCUGGAGACGAGUUGAAGAAGAAUCAGACUCAGGCACAGCAACCUCCUCCAUGUAAGCAUGGAACCAGCAACAACCACCAUGCGUGA